UCCCGCUAGAAGGUCCGAUUUAGACGACAGCGAGAUCGGAACAUAGUCCGUUAACAGUUGAAGUUUGUGUUGCAACUACACACGAUUCAGGAUUUAGCGGGACCUUAAGGCAAUUCAAGUAACUGCCUGCUAAACAUCGACGAGAAGACAGCGAAUGUGUCUAGAUUUGUCAGCCAAUAGCCAAUUUUCUUUGUAUAAAUGGCAGAAUCAUCAGAAAUUAAACUGAAGUCUACACCUGGAGAUGGGAUUUCUGCGGUUAGAUUUUGCCCUAAUUCGACACCGCACCUUAUAGUGUCUUCAUGGGAUGGUUCUGUAAGGCUGUAUGACUGCUUUGCUAAUAACCAAAGAUUACGUUACAAUCACGAACGUGCUGUCCUGGAUGCAUGCUUCCAGGACUCAACACAUUCUCUUAGUGGAGGGCUGGAUGGUGUUUUAAAAAUGUGUGACCUAACCAACAAUUCAGAGAGUGUUUUGGGAACCCAUCAGGAUGCAAUCAGAUGUGUUGAAUAUUCAUCAACUGUUAACCAAGUGUUUAGUGGCAGUUGGGAUGCUUCUAUCAAAUCGUGGGAUCCAAGAGCAAAAUCAUGUAUUGGAACUCACAUUCAAGGAGACAGUGUUUACACCAUGGCAUUAAAUGAAGAAAAAUUAGUUGUUGGUACUGCUGGAAGACGUACAUUAGUAUGGGACCUCAGAAACCUGAGUACCCCUAUCCAAAAGCGGGAAUCUAGCUUAAAGUACCAGACAAGGUGUAUCAAAUGCUUUCCUAGUAGACAAGGAUUUGUACUAAGUAGUAUUGAAGGUCGUGUAGCAGUAGAAUACUUCGACCCUAGUCCAGAAGUUCAAAAGAAAAAAUAUGCAUUUAAAUGCCACAGGGUGAAAGAAGGAGAUAUCGAGUGCUGCUACUCGGUCAAUGCAAUCAGUUUUCAUAAUGGUUUCAACACUUUUGCAACUGGAGGUUCUGAUGGUCAUGUUAACAUAUGGGAUGGUUUUAAUAAAAAGAGACUAUGCCAAUAUCGGCGUUACCCAACGUCCAUAUCUUCUCUCUCAUUCAGCUUCGAUGGUUCCCUUCUAGCUAUAGCUAGCUCAUACAUGUAUGAACAAGGGGAACCACAGACGGGGAUCCCAGAAGAUGCCAUUUAUAUACGCAAGGUCCAAGAGCAUGAAGUUAAGCCGAAAUAGACGUAUGUCUUUAGAUUCAUUGACUUCGUCAUUUUUUUUUCUAAUUGAAGUUCCGCGAUGCUGUUUGAUAAAAUGAUCAAUCAUGUUCACAAAUACAAGGCCUACGAAUUA
Molecule: messenger RNA, 1290 nt
Organism: Daphnia magna
Lineage: Eukaryota; Metazoa; Arthropoda; Branchiopoda; Diplostraca; Daphniidae
Product: mitotic checkpoint protein BUB3
Exons: 9
Coding region: 199-1179 (326 amino acids)
Biological process (GO): mitotic spindle assembly checkpoint signaling
Cellular component (GO): mitotic checkpoint complex; kinetochore; bub1-bub3 complex
Molecular function (GO): ubiquitin binding
Source: RefSeq, a predicted model, not a curated record